AAUAGGUACAUAGGUACAUCAGAAUUUAUUCACACUGCCGGUCAUAUGUUCCUAGAACCUCUUGCUCGAAAAAAAUUCAUUUGAGGUCUUCGAAGGCUCGACAAGUCAAAUGAGAACUCAAUGGCCCGGUUACUCUCAAGUAUAUUACGAAAUAAUUCUUUAAGAUGCAUCUGUCGCGUCCCAAGACGGCCACUGCCUCGCCAAUGCCGGCCAAUUCUUCAACUGGAGCACGCAAGAUCCAUCGAGACCACCUUCAGGACCACUUCCGAUGAGGAUAACCGAAAGUUGGGGUCUAGCUCUAUAACUAAGACCUUAAACUUUCUAGAUGAAAAAGAGGAAUAUACCAUCGAAGACCCGUUUGAGAUGUUUGAGAGAUCCUGUAUGGUACUAAGAGACCAACCGCCUAAAAUGACUGAAUUUCCGAUGGGACAAGAUGUCGUACUUUACGGCUAUAUUGGCAAACGGAAAGACUUGGGUAGUGCCCUCAGCUUUUGUGAUUUUCAAGACAAGGAUUCUAAAGCCGAUUUUCAAAUUGUGUCCCAAUGGGAGGACCCUGAUUCUCGCCAAUAUUACGCUCACAAAUCUCUGAAGGCUAUACCGUCUUACAGUCCUGUUAUGUUGAUGGGAACUGUUCAGGAAUCUCAGAAAAAAUCCACAGACCCUUUGGUAGAAGCCAAGGGUUUAGAGAAAGUCGAUAUAAGAAUAAAAUAUAUACGAUGUCUGAACACCUUUCCUAAGGACGUCGUUGUCUCCAAGGAUACUGUGUGGCCAGCCAAAGCACGCCACAUGCAGUUACGCUUCGAUCCUUUCCUUCGGGAUAGGCUGAUUUUCCGCGCCUGGAUUAAGAGACAGUUAAUCCGCAUCCUAGCGGCCCGGAAAUUCCUCGAAAUUGAAACCCCGGUUCUCUUCAAGUCGACCCCAGAAGGCGCUCGCGAAUUCCUAGUGCCGACGAGGAAGAAGGGUUACGCGUAUGCGCUUCCGCAGAGCCCACAGCAGUAUAAGCAGACUCUCAUGGCCGGAGGUAUCCUGAAAUAUUAUCAAUUUGCCAAGUGCUUCCGCGACGAGGAUCAUCGUGCCGAUAGGCAACCAGAAUUCACACAGCUAGACUUAGAGAUGGGCUUUGUUACCGGGAGAGAAGUUAUGAAUCUCGUCACGGUCCUGGUGACAUCUCUUUUUGUCCAACUUCACCAAUCUUGGAGGAUAGUAGAAAUCAAUGGCGUACGACAUCCAGUACGCAUUGCCCCCGAAGACCACGCAAGCGAGAGAAAGAGGGCGAAGAGGUGGGUUAAACCAUUGACUGAUCCAGGCGAACUAAUCAAUCGCUUUCCAAGACCCCAACCUAUAACGAUUUUGAAAUACGCAGAUGCAAUGAAAAGAUAUGGAAGUGAUAAACCCGACCUACGCAUUGAUUUUCCUUGGGCGACAUGGAUCUACCGAAUGGGACAACGGGGGAAGGGUCUUCCCUCACAAUUUACUAGAAUGAUAUCGAGAUUGCCAGAUCCCGUCGUCGAAGCCUUCAGGUUUCGCCUUGAUGCUCCUCAUAACCCCGACGUGUCCAGACAGUUCAUCAAGAAUUUUAUGGACAGCCUUCCCAACAGCACGCUUAACAUAGGCCCUGAGAACACUCCAGGGGUAUUUGUUUAUGACUCUGCUAAGCCGCUUAAUGGCUUAUCGGCUUUAGGCUUCGACGGAGUCGAGUUACUCGACAGCAUGCAGGAGAAAUGGCCCAAAUGCAUCGAUGGAGAUAUCCUCAUAUUCCACGCGCGUAAAGAUGCUCCUCUACACGGAGGCUGGACCGAGAUCGGCAAAAUUCGAACAGCGCUCUACUGGACCGCCGUAAAUGAGGGCUUGAUUCCCAAGAAUAACAAUUUCCAUGUCCUCUGGGUCCACGGCUUUCCGCUCUUUUCGCCGACCGGAGACGACCCGGGGCAAGGCGGCAAGGCGGGGAUCUGCUCGACACAUCACCCAUUCACGGCCCCGCUAAACGACCAGGACUUCAAAAACCUCAAGACGGAACCACUUCAUGUUAAGGCCGACCACUACGAUCUCGUCAUCAACGGAGUCGAAAUCGGUGGUGGAAGCCGACGUAUACAUAUCGCCGAGGUUCAAGAAUACGUCUUGCGGGACAUCCUUAAGAUGACGGAUGAGGGAAUUAGUCAAUUCUCACAUCUUCUUGAUGCCUUGAGAGCCGGAUGUCCGCCGCACGCCGGAUUCGCGUUCGGGUUCGACCGUCUUAUUUCCGUGCUACUCGACGUGCCGUCGGUCAGGGACGUCAUCGCGUUCCCCAAGACUAACAAGGGCGAGGAUCUUCUGGUCGGCAGCCCGGCGAAGGUUACACCAGAACAGAUGAAGACAUAUCAUAUAUUCGGAGAAGCGGAUAAGAUACCUGAAGAUGAAAUAGAGGCGUGAUUAUAAUAUCACGUGUGUAUAUCAGGAAUAACAUGUACCAUAAGGGACUCAAUACCACUGAUUUCAACCCUAGGAUAGAAUAAAAGGUAAUGAGCGAUAUGAGUACAAGAACGAGAGACCAAUCAUUGGAGCUCUUAUACC
This is a messenger RNA of Annulohypoxylon truncatum, 2550 nucleotides long. RefSeq names its product tRNA synthetases class II-domain-containing protein. NCBI's taxonomy places the organism in Eukaryota, Fungi, Ascomycota, Sordariomycetes, Xylariales, Hypoxylaceae. The record is from RefSeq and is a predicted model, not a curated record. Gene Ontology annotation, cellular component: cytoplasm; mitochondrion. Gene Ontology annotation, molecular function: ATP binding; aspartate-tRNA ligase activity. Bases 121 to 2409 code for a protein of 762 amino acids. The transcript has 2 exons. Gene Ontology annotation, biological process: aspartyl-tRNA aminoacylation.